AGAACGAUCAAUUCCAGCGGCGCUCUUUGUCGUUCCACCAGACCGUUUUCUUCGAAGCUCAUUAAUGACCUCUCCAUAGCCAAUUCUACCAUAUACUCUCCCUAAUCUUCCUCUUUCAGCAUUCAUAAUGGCGCCCAAAAAGCAGGCAGGCUCAAGCACUCCGGCCGCAUCCUCCGCCGCUACCUCCGCGAAGACCACAGGUCCAUCCCCCUCCGCCAGUGCUGUGUCAUUGUCUCCGAACUCCAACGUGCAGGAAAUCGUUAUCCAUAUCUGGCAACAGUAUAUCGCGAAGACGCCACAGCGCACAUUGCUGCUGGAUGCGUUCAUGGGAUUCCUCGUCUUGGUCGGAGUCGUACAGUUUCUCUACUGCGUGUUGGCGGGUAACUACCCCUUCAAUGCCUUCCUAAGUGGCUUCUGCGCUGCCGUCGGCCAAUUCGUCCUCACAGCCAGCUUGCGGAUGCAAACGAGCGACCCAACCAGCGAAACCAAGACACCAUCAAAGGGAAAGACUGGAAAAGCCAAUACUGCAGAGGAUGAAGCUUUCUCAAGUGUCUCUCCGGAACGAGCCUUUGCCGACUACGUCUUCGGAAGCAUUAUCCUUCAUUUCUUCUGUAUCAACUUCAUCAACUGAAGCGGUGGGGUCAGAUGCGGGAGUGGUCUUCGGGCCGCCGUCAUGUACUUGUAAUUUUUUGAAAUGUGAAAUAGCUGAUCGAGGGACGGGGGGAAAGAAGAAAACAUUCAUGAUACACUACGUCUCGAUUAUUUUGCCGUUUACCUGGUCAGUUCUGUUUUCACUACACCCUCUUAAGUUAUGCGUUAUAGAAUUUAUGCCAUAUGGAAGCGUGGCGGAUAUUUGUCAACUAGCCUUCGUUCAAUUUUCAGGCAACUAGGAGCAGUUUGCUCGAGGCUCUCUAGGAUCCGGGAAUUAUUGGAGAAUCCUCUGUUUCAGAGUACAGGCAUAUAUCAUGGUAAUAAUAGAU
This is a messenger RNA of Paecilomyces variotii, 980 nucleotides long. RefSeq names its product oligosaccharyl transferase subunit Dad1. The record is from RefSeq and is a predicted model, not a curated record. The transcript has 3 exons. Gene Ontology annotation, biological process: protein N-linked glycosylation. NCBI's taxonomy places the organism in Eukaryota, Fungi, Ascomycota, Eurotiomycetes, Eurotiales, Thermoascaceae. Bases 128 to 631 code for a protein of 167 amino acids. Gene Ontology annotation, cellular component: membrane; oligosaccharyltransferase complex.